Messenger RNA from Fundulus heteroclitus (mummichog), 1292 nucleotides. Its product is annotated as ras-related protein Rab-31-like. Lineage: Eukaryota; Metazoa; Chordata; Actinopteri; Cyprinodontiformes; Fundulidae. The transcript has 7 exons. Gene Ontology annotation, molecular function: GTPase activity; GTP binding. The coding region runs from base 179 to 763 and encodes 194 amino acids. The record is from RefSeq and is a predicted model, not a curated record.
CAGCUUUUUUAGACUUGUUGAUGGUCAGCCUGUCUGUGUCAGGGGCUGGGUUUCUCUUUUAUCCAAGGAGAGAGAGGAGAGAAAGGAUAGAAAAAAAAUAGCUGUGUCAGACAUGACGAGAGAGAAACAACGAUAAAACUCGAUCAAAUGAUGAUUUAGACACUUUAAAGAACCCGCCAUGGCUAUAAGGGAGCUCAAAGUUUGCCUUUUAGGGGACACGGGAGUGGGCAAAUCCAGCAUAGUUUGCAGAUUUGUUCAAGACCAUUUUGAUCACAACAUAAGCCCCACCAUAGGGGCAUCUUUCCUGACCAAGACUGUGCCAUGUGGAAAUGAGCUACAUAAAUUUCUGAUCUGGGACACAGCUGGACAAGAACGGUUUCACUCGUUAGCUCCUAUGUACUACAGGGGAUCAGCUGCUGCUGUCAUUGUUUACGACAUAACUAAACUGGACUCCUUCCAGACACUGAAGAAGUGGGUGAAGGAGCUGAAGGAGCACGGCCCAGAGGACAUCGUUGUAGCCAUAGCAGGAAACAAGAAUGAUUUAGGAGACAUCAGGGAAGUUCCUAUGAAGGAAGCGAAGGAGUUUGCUGAAUCAAUCGCAGCUAUUUUUAUUGAGACCAGCGCCAGAAAUGCGGUCAAUGUCGAGGAGCUCUUUCAGAAAAUCAGUAAACAGAUCCCACCGCUGGAAAAUGCUGAAGUGGAGAGCAACGAUUCCUUUAAACUCACCCGGCAGCCCAGUCAGACCACCAGGAGGUGCUGCUAGUGACCCACCAAGGACUUUUCUUUCAACAACCCUGACAAACACCAGGCCCUGAACAACAGGCACAACGCACAUGGCAUCCUACCUGCUGGGGAGACGACACCGAAGAUGACCUGGAGUCACAAAGAAGGAAAAAACUGUAGUGAUUAAGUCAAAACACCAACUUAUUUAACAGAAUUGCACUAGCUGUGAUUAUCUAACUCAGAUGUUUGUCUCCCUCUAGUGGUGGUUUCACUAACUUACAUUUACUACACAUUUUUAUAAUCCCAAAUUAUCCAGACUGAUUUGCUCUUUAGAGUCAGUGUUUGGUUAUCCGAGUAUUUUACCCUGGCUCUUGGACUAAUUAUUAUUAUUUUUUUUUGUACAAGCUUGUUUUACCCUCAAAGUUAGGCUUACACACCAUAGCUGAGCGUAUAUUUGAGUCGCUCACACACCAAACCUUUACAUUCCUCCUUAAAGGAUUUACUAUAAUUCUGUAGGAUGAACAUCAUCAUGAGUUUUUUUUUUGAAGAUGUUUUGCACACGUGGAAAC